Necator americanus (New World hookworm) is the source of this 1365-nucleotide messenger RNA. RefSeq lists its product as uncharacterized. Bases 1 to 1365 code for a protein of 454 amino acids. Gene Ontology annotation, molecular function: glycerophosphocholine phosphodiesterase activity. The record is from RefSeq and is a predicted model, not a curated record. The transcript is spliced from 9 exons. Gene Ontology annotation, biological process: glycerophospholipid catabolic process. Lineage: Eukaryota; Metazoa; Nematoda; Chromadorea; Rhabditida; Ancylostomatidae.
AUGGACGACAGAUGGGUGCACAACAAAACCAACACCGCCUACAUUUCGCGACGGAACCUUCUCUCCACGAAUGACGAGUGUACCGUCAUUCAUCUGUCGUACGUCGCUCCUUCUGCACUUGGUCUCCUGCAGAGCAAUCACGUGAAAUUUGAUACGCUCUGCAGCUCCGAGAAGGGCAUGCAGCUAGGCUUCCGAUUCCGAGAAGUCGGAAUGUCGGAUGUGUCGAACUCCUUCUCAGCUUGGGAGACCCUGCCGGAGGACGAACCUCCGCUGUACAUCGCAGUUCGACGCCCAGUGUCACCUCCACGCCACUAUGAGGCGGUGGCGGUGAUUUAUCAUGACUUCCAUGUGCUUGUUUCUGUGGCGAAGCGUCAUUCAUCUGGUAUCCCGGAAGUUCUGCAUCCGUCUGACAUGCACAGUGAAAAGCACAUUGAUUUCCACGAAAUUCCAGUUAAAGAUCUGAAAUUGAAUCAACUGAAGCUUUUAAUGCUGGAUCAUGUUAGCUUCCGUCAAAAGAAAGAGAAUGUAAAGAAACUCGUCGAAGAUGGUGAUGAAGAAGAGGACUUCAAACCGUUCCCAACAUUGGUUGAAGCGCUGACGAAAGUUGAUGUAGAUGUUGGUUUCAACGUUGAAGUGAAGUAUCCUAUGAUGCAAAGUAACGGAGAACACGAAUGUGAUCACUAUUUCGAGCGUAACGAAUUCAUAGACGUUGUUCUGGCCGAUCUUCUCAACAACGCAGGCAGUAGGAGAAUCAUGUUUUCCAGCUUCGAUCCAGAUAUUUGCUCCUUAAUAUCCAUGAAACAGAAUAAAUACCCUGUGCUGUUCCUUUGUGUUGGAGAGACGCAACGCUAUACUCGAUUCCAAGAUCAACGCAGCAGUACUAGUCUUACGGCAGUGAAUUUCGCUGCUGGGGCUGAUAUUAUGGGUGUGAAUUUCAACUCAGAAGAUCUUCUCAAUGAUCCCUAUCCAGUCAAAAGAGCUAACGACUUUGGUCUAAUCACGUUUGUUUGGGGAGAUGAUCUAGAUAAGAAAGAAAACAUCAAUUACUUCAAAAAAGAGCUCGGUGUUGACGGUCUGAUCUAUGACAGGAUUGGUGAAGAUGAACGCCGUAGGAACGUGUUUAUUGUGGAACGCGAGCAGAAACGUGCACUCUUCAAAAUGAGUUCAGGAACAAACACCCCACAAAGGACCAUCUCUCCGCUGGGUUCGAACAGUUCCCGUUCUUCCCUGGACGAUGCUUUGAUGCUGCACGAUCAUGAUCACGAUACCUUGAAGAGUUAUAAAGGAGUUCCUGUAGAAAUUUCUGGUAAUGCUUCUUUAAAUGGCCUGGAUGUUGCUCCCACGGUGCAGGUCACCCCCUCUUAG